This is a messenger RNA of Schistosoma turkestanicum, 1590 nucleotides long. Lineage: Eukaryota; Metazoa; Platyhelminthes; Trematoda; Strigeidida; Schistosomatidae. The record is from the annotation of a GenBank genome assembly.
UCGAAACCUUACUCUAACAAAUUGUAGCUUCGUUUAUCAGUUUGUCUUAAUCUCAUACUGGUUUUAUUUAUGUUUGCUGUCUACUGAUUUAUUUAUUCAAUGUAAUUGCAUUCUAUGAACUUACUGAGACGUCGGCUCAUCUUUUUCUCUGGUUCUUUCUUCAAGAUAAUCUCACAAGCUGCUCCUCACACCCCCCAACACACAAGGUACCUCCUGGCUAAACGUAAACCAACCAAAGGCUGAUGUUAUACAUCUGUUUCAUAUUCGAAACCUUACUCUAACAAGUUUUGGUUUCUAUUCUUUUUUUCUGGUUGCUAUCAAUUGGUUUCUCUAUUGAAUAUAUAAUUUGGAUAUUCGAAAUUCCUUGUGACAAUUUUACUCAGUCCUAUUUGGUAUCAUCUGACAAAACUGGCUAUGGAGACACGUGAAGUUGAAGACUCCACUAGAAAGGAUCUAGAGAUUCAAAAUCCGACAGAGGAAUUUUCAUUUUUUCCUGAGCAUAUUUUCGGUGAAAAUGGCUACCUGAAUUUGGUACGAUAUAUACUUGCCAAGGGUGUUGAACGGACGGAUCGUACCGACACAGGGACGUUUUCAGUUUUUGGCCCACAGCUUCGCUUUUGUCUUAGGAAUAAUGAAUUCCCUCUACUGACUACAAAAACAGUGUUUUUUCGUGGGAUUGUAGAAGAGUUGUUAUGGUUUAUUCGUGGAUCUACAAACUCUCGUGAACUAGCAGAAAAGAAUGUACAUUUCUGGGAUGGAAAUGGAUCUCGUGAAUUCUUGGACGGAUUAGGUUUCACUGAGCGUGAGGAAGGUGAUCUUGGUCCAGUUUAUGGUUUCCAGUGGCGUCACAGUGGAGCAGAAUAUGUAGACUGUAAAACCGACUAUACUGGUCAAGGUGUUGAUCAACUUGCUGAUGUAAUAAAACUUAUACGUGAACGCCCUUGGGAUAGAAGAAUUUUGAUCGUAGCCUGGAAUGUCAAAGAUCUACGUAAAAUGGCUCUCCCUCCCUGUCAUUGUCUUGUUCAGUUUUAUGUUGCAAAUGAUGAGUUAAGUUGUCAAUUAUAUCAACGUUCAGGAGAUAUGGGUCUUGGUGUACCGUUCAAUAUUGCAAGUUACGCUUUAUUAACAUAUAUGAUUGCUCAUGUUACUGGUUUGAAACCUGGUGAAUUCGUCCACACAAUAGGCGAUGCUCAUAUUUAUUCAAACCAUCGUGUGGCGUUACUCGAGCAAAUUAAACGUGUGCCACGACCAUUUCCAAAGUUAGAAAUUGUUCGGGAGGUGAAAAACAUUGAUGACUUUAAAUUUGAAGAUUUUAAACUGAUUGACUAUAAACCUUAUCCAAAAAUAGUUAUGAAAAUGGCACUUUGAAUGAUUAUCUAGAAAAUUUGGUUGAUUAAGAUUAUUUUGUGUUAUUGAAAACCGGAUUUCAGAAUAUAUAAAUCUUAAGGAUUUAGUUUUGAGUUCUUUUUUGAAAAAAAUUGAUUGAAUACUUUGAAUGUUUACAAUUUGUUUGACGAUUUUCUGAUAGAGUAAUAAAAAUGACAUGUAUUUAGUUUUCAAUUAGUUUUCUUUCAUUCGAUUGAAUUCAGC